UCAUUGGUCGCUGGGGAGGCAGCCAGGGUCCACUAGCCCCAGGCCUGGGGACCGUGCUCCUCCAGUUAACGCUUGAGCACCUGCACUCAGCUCAACUGGGCAGAGGAGCUGCGGUCCUCAACCAGCUGGGGGUUUGCUUCCAAGUCUGCUCUGCUCCUUCCGGAACAGCUCAGCCCCCUCACCAGGAAUCCCCUGGAACAGCCCAGCCAGCCCUUUCCCAGCCCACAAGGACCCCCCUGAAACAGUUCAGCCAGCCCCUUCACAGACCACCAGGACCCCCUGUUACCACACAUAAGAGCUGUAGCCCACUUUGCCAAGAUGUCCAAGGUGGCUAAGUACCGGCGGCAGGUGAGCGAGGACCCUGACAUUGACAGCCUGCUGUCCACCCUGUCCCCCGAGGAGAUGGAGGAGCUGGAGAAGGAGCUGGACGUGGUAGACCCCGACGGGAGCGUCCCGGUGGGGCUGCUGCAGAGAAACCAGACUGACAAGCCAGCCACAGGUACCUACAACCGCGAGGCCAUGCUCAACUUCUGUGAAAAGGAGACUAAGAAGAUACUCCAGAAGGAGAUGUCCAUGGAGGAAAGCAAGCCAGUGGAGCCCCAAACAGAUACCAAGAACGGAGGGGACAAGGGCAGCAGCAAGAAGUCCUUGGGCCCCCGACGGGACUCAGACAUUAGGAAGGAGCCCAGGAAGGGUGUCUUAAAGAAAAGUUUCUCGAAAGAUCUGGAGGCUUCUGACGGUCGGAGCGGAGAGAGGCCCAAGGAGGAGAAGAUCAUCAGGGGCAUUGACAAGGGCCGGGUGCGGGCUGCUGUGGAUAAGAAGGAGGCCGGGCGGGACGGGAAAGGGGAGGAGAAGGCCGCGGCCCCGCUCAAGGACGAGGAGAAGAAGGAGACGAAGGGGAGAGACAGGAGCUUAGGCUUGGGCAGAGAUGGGGUGAAGAGAGAUGAGACGACUACAGAGACCGCAAAGAAGGAGGAUGCGGGGAAGACCCCAGGGGACCCCAGGAAGGAGGAAGAGAAGGUGAAGACAGCCAGGGGGAGCUCGGAUGUGAAAAAGAAGGAGGAGGAGCAGGUGAAGAGAAGGAGCGCCGAGACCAAAAGGGAGGACGAAAAGGCCCCAGAGAAAGCGCCUCCAAGCGAGAAGGCAGCGAAAGAAGACAGCAAGUCCAAGCAAGCCCCGGGAGUGGCCCCCAAGGCGGAGGAGGAAGCGGCCCCCAGCAUCUUCGACGAGCCGCUGGAGAAGGUGCGGAACAACGACCCCGAGAUGACGGAGGUGAACGUGAACAACUCGGACUGCAUCACCACCGAGAUCCUGGUGCGCUUCACCGAGGCCCUGGAGUUCAACAGCGUGGUCAAGGUGUUCGCGCUGGCCAACACGCGCGCCGACGACCACGUGGCCUUCGCCAUCGCGCUCAUGCUCAAGGCCAACAAGACCAUCACCAGCCUGAACCUGGACUCCAACCACAUCACGGGCAAGGGCAUCCUGGCCAUCUUUCGGGCGCUGCUGCAGAACUCCACGCUGACCGAGCUGCGCUUCCACAACCAGCGGCACAUCUGCGGCGGCAAGACGGAGAUGGAGAUCGCCAAGCUGCUCAAGGACAACAGCACGCUGCUCAAGCUGGGCUACCACUUCGAGCUGGCCGGGCCGCGCAUGACCGUCACCAACCUGCUCAGCCGCAACAUGGACAAGCAGCGCCAGCGGCGGCUGCAGGAGCAACGCCAGGCCCUGGAGGCCCAAGGGACGCUGCAGCCGCCCAAGGCCCCCGCCCUGCCCCGCAUCUCCCCGCAGGCCUCGCCGCAGCCCUCGCCCAAGGCGCCCGCCAAGAACUCGCCCAAGAAAGGGGUCACCCCGGCGGCCCCGCCUCCGCCACCCCCUCCGCUGGCCCCGCCGCUCAUCGUGGAGAACUUGAAGAACUCCCUCUCGCCUGCCACCCAGAGGAAGAUGGGCGACAAGGCCCUCCCCGCCCAGGAGAAGAACUCCCGCGACCAGCUGCUGGCCGCCAUCCGCUCCAGCAACCUCAAGCAGCUCAAGAAGGUGGAGGUGCCCAAACUGCUUCAGUAGGACCAGCCACCGGGCACUGCACAGUAACCCCCCCGCUCGCCUGCCCCCCCUGCUGUGGACACCCCUCUUCUGCCGCGGGAGAGCCAGAGGCCUGAGCCAUGCCAGGAGGCCACCUCAUCCACCUCACACCCCUUUUCUUGUCCCUGAGGCUCCGCACCAGUUUCUUUGUGAUUCUGAAGCCAGGACUUCUGGACCAGAAGAGUCCAGUGAGCUGAAGGUCGAAGCUGGCAGGUUGGGCCCACAGAGCAAGGCCUAUGAUCCCAGAAAGAGGCCCCACGGCGGCCAUACAGCCACCUCAGCCUGCUGCCCACAGGGCCAGGAUCCAGGCUUCUGAGGAGCCCUAUGGGCAAGGCUGAGGGGAAGUGGUUCCCUGCUGGGGCAGAGGCAGAAGAUGGAGGCCCUGAGAGAAGAGGGGCUGAGGGGCCCCCCAACGUCUCCUGGUCUUGUCAGAGGAUGUGGCGAGGUGGCUGGCCCAGACUGCCUGGUGGGGAGUGGGCUGCAGAGGGAGAAGGUCAGGCAGCAGCUGGACCUAGGGGUUUGAUGCCAAAGCAGACAUUUCCCUCACACCCACCUGCUCUUGUAUAAAUAGCUGUGGACCUGUUUUUCCAUAAGAUUUUGAUAAUAUAUACAAGCCCUUAGCUGAUAGGAGUGACAAUGCUUCAUCGAGGGACCUGGUGCUCACUCUGGGCUCCAGGGAAGAUUUGGGAAACACCGACUCUCACAGACCAAGUGCACACCCAGUAUCGGGUGAGCCAGAGCCAGUAUCGGGGAGCACCUGAGCCCUGAGUAGAGGCUCCGCUCCUGGAGGCACUAGUGGGGCAUCCCUCUGUAGGUGGCAGGCCAUGGAGCCAGCCAGGAUGGCUAUAUUAGGCAUGUUCCCCAGACACUCAGCCCAGGACUCUUCCCACCCUGGGCUCUGGGCCAGCUGCUCUCUGCAGCCUAGCACCCAGAGAGACCGGCAGACAAGUGGGGGGACCACUGGGGUAUAGUACCCACACCUGUGUGUUCAUCGAUGCUGCCCCCCUACUUGCCCACCCCACCUCUGCCCCUCCCCAUACACUGGGUGGACUUUCUUUUUCUUUCUUUUUUUUUCUUUUCUUUCACCUGCCUGCCUUUCUUUCCCAGAGCACUGCUCACCUCUACUUAUAGUGGUGCUGGGAAUUGAACCUGGGACCUUGAAGCCUCAGGCAUGAGAGUUUCUUUGCAUAACUAUUACGCCACCUCCCCCACCCCCGGGGGACACUUUCCAAAGCAUCUUCAAGCUCCCUGGUGGCGUGGGCAGCAAGGAGCUGACAGGCUUUUGUGCACAACACACCCGGGGUGUUGCCAGCUCUGCAGGUGUAGACAGAAACAGGCUGGCCGUGGAGUGAGGCUCAGACCACAGGCCUCUCAGGUCUCCGGAGUCCUCCACUUCUGCACCUCAGGAAGCUAAGACUGGCCCAGCAGAGGGAAGACACGCUGCCCCCGCCCCCACCCUGAGCCCCCGAGGGCUUAGCGGAGCCAGGUCCAGCUCGGUUCUGGAACCUGCACUGUGGGUGCAGCACUGCCUGCACCUCAGGUGAGUGGCAGGGCUGUGUGUACUCUGCAGGUAACUGGAGGCCCAGAGAAGUCAGACCUAAGGCUGUAGCCACACAGCCCAGCUCUCCCGCCCUGCACUGCAUCUGUAACACCCGCACCAAGCUGCAACACCGCGGGCUAACCGAGCCCGAAGCACACCCCACCACCACCACCACCUUGUGAGAGUCUGUUACUUUAAGAGCCCUUUCUACAGUGAGUCGGGUGGUAGCACAGCAGGUUAAGCGCAUGUGGCACAAAGCGCAGGGCAGGCUUAAGGAUCCCGAUUCGAGCCCCCGAUUCAAGCCCCCGAUUCGAGCCCCGGCUCCCCACCUGCAGAGGAGUGAAGCAGGUCUGCAGGUGUCUUUCUCUCCCCCUCUCUGUCUUCCCCUCCUCUCUCCAUUUUCUUUCUGCCCUAUCUAACAACGACGACAUCAACAACAACAAUAACUAUAACAAGGACAAAUAAAUAAAAAUUAAAAAAAAUUUUU
Erinaceus europaeus (western European hedgehog) is the source of this 4106-nucleotide messenger RNA. It is a transcript of the gene LMOD1, whose product is annotated as leiomodin 1. Gene Ontology annotation, cellular component: myofibril; striated muscle thin filament. Gene Ontology annotation, biological process: myofibril assembly; muscle contraction; pointed-end actin filament capping. The record is from RefSeq and is a predicted model, not a curated record. The transcript is spliced from 3 exons. Lineage: Eukaryota; Metazoa; Chordata; Mammalia; Eulipotyphla; Erinaceidae. Gene Ontology annotation, molecular function: actin binding; tropomyosin binding. Bases 319 to 2061 code for a protein of 580 amino acids.